Melozone crissalis (California towhee) is the source of this 2592-nucleotide messenger RNA. RefSeq names its product egl-9 family hypoxia inducible factor 1 (gene EGLN1). The transcript has 5 exons. NCBI's taxonomy places the organism in Eukaryota, Metazoa, Chordata, Aves, Passeriformes, Passerellidae. Gene Ontology annotation, biological process: cellular response to hypoxia; peptidyl-proline hydroxylation to 4-hydroxy-L-proline. The record is from RefSeq and is a predicted model, not a curated record. The coding region runs from base 143 to 1453 and encodes 436 amino acids. Gene Ontology annotation, molecular function: L-ascorbic acid binding; peptidyl-proline 4-dioxygenase activity; ferrous iron binding. Gene Ontology annotation, cellular component: cytoplasm; nucleus.
GGUGCCGGAGCCGGGCGGCCAUGAUGCAGUAAGCGCUCCCUCCCCGCGCGGCCGGGCGGGGGCCCGCGUUAGCGCCGCUCCCGCCCGCCUCCUUACAUAACACGACCCGGCGGAGCGGGGCUGCGGCGGCACCACCAGCGCCAUGGCGAAUGACAGCGGCGGAGGCGCCGGUCAGGGCGGCCAGGGCGACAGCGGCAGCGGCGGCAGCAGCAGCAGCAACAGCAACAGCAGCAGCGAGCGGGACCGGCAGUACUGCGAGCUGUGCGGGAAGAUGGAGAACCUGCUGCGGUGCGGGCGCUGCCGCAGCUCCUUCUACUGCAGCAAGGAGCACCAGCGCCAGGACUGGAAGAAGCACAAGCUGAUCUGCCGCGGCGGCGGCGCUGCGGCGGCUGGAGCGGCAGGGGGCGCUACCGAGCCCCACGGCGGGCACCCCCCGCCGCCCCGCGCCCACGGCGGGGCCGCGGCGGGCAGCGGCAGCCGGGCGGGGGUCGGGAAGGGCGCAGCGCCGCCGUCCCCGGAGGCCCCCGCUGAGGCCGCUCCGCUGACAAACAAUCACGUCGCCGCCGCCGGUGCAGCUGCCGGCGGUGACGCGGAGGCAUCGGCCGGGGCCCAGUCCCCGUCGCCCUCCGGGGAGGCAGUGCUGCUGUACCGGGACAAGUCGAACCUGUACCCGGGCGGCGUGCAGGCGGGACCCGGUGCGGCCGCGCUGCGCCCCAACGGGCAGACCAAGUCGCUGGUGCCGCAGCGGCUGGCGCUGGAGUACAUCGUGCCCUGCAUGAACAAGCACGGCAUCUGCGUGGUGGACGACUUCCUCGGCAAGGAGCUGGGCGGACUGGUGGCCGAGGAGGUGCGGGCCCUCCACCACACCGGCCGCUUCACCGACGGGCAGCUCGUCAGCCAGAAGAGCGACUCCUCUAAGGACAUUCGCGGCGACAAGAUCACCUGGGUGGAGGGCAAGGAGCCGGGCUGCCAGACCAUUCGGCUCCUCAUGAACAGCAUGGACGAUCUCAUCCGACACUGUAAUGGAAAGCUGGGCAACUACAAAAUCAACGGCAGGACGAAAGCUAUGGUGGCUUGUUAUCCAGGCAAUGGAACAGGUUAUGUGCUCCACGUUGAUAAUCCAAAUGGAGAUGGAAGAUGUGUUACAUGUAUAUACUAUCUUAAUAAGGACUGGGAUGCCAAGGUAAGUGGAGGCAUCCUUCGGAUAUUUCCAGAAGGCAAAGCCCAAUUUGCUGAUAUUGAACCCAAAUUUGAUAGACUGCUUUUCUUCUGGUCUGAUCGCCGCAACCCUCAUGAAGUACAGCCAGCAUUUGCUACAAGGUACGCAAUAACAGUGUGGUAUUUUGAUGCAGAUGAAAGAGCACGAGCUAAAGUGAAAUAUCUAACAGGUGAAAAAGGUGUGAGGGUUGAACUUAAUAAACCUUCUGACUCAGUUGGGAAAGAUGUUUUAUAAGCCUUUGGUUUAGCAACUCCCCUUGCUGUUCGCCCUGAUAAAUCUUGAUGCUAUCUAUUAACUUUUGAAUGUGAAUAACAAGAUAAAGGAAAAUCAACAACAAACCAACAUCUUAAUACGGAAGCAAACAGUGUUUCAAUGUUGCAUCAAAAAGAAGGUUCUUUGACUGCUGAAGCAUUGUACUAUGUGAUUGUGACUCCAGGCCUGUGACUGCUUAUGUGAAGAAGAUAAGCAAUCAGUAAGAAACACCAUAUGCAUCUGGACAUAAAUAAGUGCCCUACAUAGAAUUUGUCCAUCCUUAUAUUUUGCCAGACCUGUCAUCCAGCUGAAUCCAUUUCAUCUCUCCCUUUUUUUAUAUGGUAAAAGUUUGAAUUUUGGGUAAUUUUUGUAUGACCAGGUACAGUUUAUCAAAAUUGAGUCUUAAAAAAAAUGAAAAACUGAUAAAAAGGAAAAAAAUUACAGUAUUCUCCAAUAUAACAUGGAUCUAUUUUUGUAAAACUGUUCAUACUGUUCUCCUCUGCCAUGAAAGACCUAAUUUAAUGUAAGGGUUGCCAGUAACUGAUAAUCACUUUAAUUUUUUUUUACAACUUAAUUCAGAAAAGGAGCACUUUAAUUACCAGCUAAAAAUCUGAUUGUUUUGUAUCAUAUCUCACACUAAUCUUAACUUUUAAAGAUUGCUGCUGUAUUGGUUUUUUUUUUUUUUUGACUAUGUUCUCUUGAACCUUAUUAACAAAAGCAAAUCAGUAUCUUGCUAUUAGUAACAUUCAGUUUGUGGUUUUGUAUGUUGAAUACACAGAGGGGAAGUUUCUGUCUCUCUUCUCUUUGGUUUCUUUUUUUUUUUUUAUUUUUGGAGGGGGGAUGUUUGGUUGUUUUUUUAUUUUUGAAGUGACUGGCACUAAGUGAACGUGACACUAUCAGUUGCUGUCAUUGGCUUUGGGGACCUGGUAAAUACAUCGAGUUACAAGAAUAUACAAGGGCUUUCCUAGGCUAUUAGAGGUACCCAGAACCUCCUUACUUACUUGACAGAAAUUUUUGAGCUUUCUCCGUUUUAUAAAAGAUACUUGCCACCCCCCUUUCCUUUGUAUAUAAGUUAAUAGAAUAUCUAAAAUUCACUUUUGUAAAUUUCCUUUUCCAAUGUU